UGUACAACAACAACUAAGAAUAACUAAUACAUUAAGACGGAGCCUCCGCCCUUUAAUAAUCAAUCUGUCUAGUGGCUCUCUGGAGCAGAACCCUUCCUCCCAGUGCACCACAGACUCCUGGUCUCCACGGCAACAACCAGAGCAUCGCUGCACCACUUGCUCCUAGAUAGCACAGGUAGAACCAUUUACAGUUCCUUCUACAGGUAGAACCAUUUACAGUUCCUUCUACAGGUAGAACCAUUUACAGUUCCUUCUACAGGUAGAACCAUUUACAGUUCCUUCUACAGGUAGAACCAUUUACAGUUCCUUCUACAGGUAGAACCAUUUACAGUUCCUUCUACAGGUAGAACCAUUUACAGUUCCUUCUACAGGUAGAACCAUUUACAGUUCCUUCUAAAGGUAGAACCAUUUACAGUUCUUUCUACAGCCCCGGGCAGCAGGCCACCCCAUCCUCCUUGGCAUCGCUACACGAACCAAUCCCAGUAAGAAGCCCAGGAGACGGAGGCUCACUGCCCCUGGAGCCUCAGACACCAGGCCACGCCCCCUGGAGGCUCACAGACCAGACCCCAGCGCCCUCAGGACCGGUCAUGGGGAACUCCAGGAGCGGCGCGGUGUCGAAGGAGAUCCUGGAGGAGCUGAAGAUGAACACCAAGUUCACGGAGAUGGAGAUCGUCCAGUGGUACGAGGACUUCCAGAAGCAGUGUCCCAGCGGACGCAUCUCCAAGGAAGACUUUGAGGGCAUCUACAGCCGCUUCUUCCCAGACAGCUCCGCCCAGACCUACGCACACCACGUCUUCCGCUCCUUCGACACCAACGACGACGGCACCCUGGACUUCAAGGAGUACAUCAUUGCCCUCCACCUCACGUCCACGGGGAAGACCGCCCGCAAGCUGGAGUGGGCCUUCUCGCUGUUCGACGUCGACAAGAACGGCUACAUCACCAAGGCCGAGGUCAGAGAGAUCUGCGCAGCCAUCUUCAAACUGAUCCCUGCGGAGGAGCUCGCUGGGCUGCCCAGUGACGAGAGCUCCCCCGACAAGAGAGCCGACAAACUGUGGAGCUACUUCGAUAAAGGAGAGGACGACCGCGUGGCUGAAGCUGAGUUCCUUGCCGGCCUCGUGGACAACGACGCCGCCCUGCGUCUGAUUCAGUACCAACCGACCAAAUAGGCCCUCGUUGGUUCAUAUGGUCCAUGCUUAGUCAUACCCAAAUUAGAGGCAAACGAGCCUGGGUGACAGUUAACUGAUUUGAUUUAGAUGAUUUAAGGUCCAUUAUGAUAUGUUUCUGAUUAACAAUGGCGACUGGAUUCUGAGGGAGAAUCAGCUUGAUGUUUUGAUAAAUGACUUAAUCGGAUGUAAAAUAAUAAUGCACAAACAGUUUCUUACCUGCAUAGUGGAGUUGUCAGGAAUGUCUGCUUAGAACAAUUCAAAACAAACCUAAUCCAUCACCAGACGUCACCUGACACGAUCACAUGAUCACAACUUGGAGAUAGCUAAAGAUGGAAAGAUAGUUAGGGUGUGAAGCUAGCUAAGAUGUAAGGAUAGUUAGGGUGUGAAGCUAGCUAAGAUGUAAAGAUAGUUAGGACAUAAAUGUAGCUUAUAUGUGAGGUUAGUGAAAGUUUUAUGCUGUUAGCUAAGCCAUUGAACAAAGGUCGAAAGAAACUAGAAAGCAGAGUUGACUUAUUCACUCUAAGCAGGCCUGACUGAUGUUUGAAAGUUGACCUAGUAACCUUCAACCACAGAUCUCGAAUCCCAGCUGUUUUCAAUGUAGUUAAAUAAGAACGUACAGCUUCUGUGUUGUCUGUCCAGAUGCAGAGCGCUGACCUGCAUCUGUAGCCACACUUACAGAUUAGUUUGGUUUCGUAAGCACUAGACCUGCUGCUCUUACUUGACCUAGUUUUAACCAAACAUCUGCCCCAUAGUUCACUGUAUCGCCACGUCCAGCACCCAACAAACCACAGCCACCUUUUCACUAGCAGGGUAUCACACUUCAGAUAUAUAUACAGAGAUAUAUUCAGAUGUAUGCUACAGAUAUAUAUUUUUAUCAGUUUGUUCAGUCAGUGGAAUGAAGGAACCAAACUCUCUCCUAUGAUGACAAAGUUGACAAUUUAACCAAAUUUUUGAGAGAUGUAGUCACUCUAUGGAAUUUUAAGAAACAAAUGUGAGAAUAAAAAGAUGAAAUAGUC
Messenger RNA from Gadus macrocephalus (Pacific cod), 2182 nucleotides. Its product is annotated as visinin-like. Bases 588 to 1166 code for a protein of 192 amino acids. The record is from RefSeq and is a predicted model, not a curated record. Gene Ontology annotation, molecular function: calcium ion binding. The transcript has 5 exons. NCBI's taxonomy places the organism in Eukaryota, Metazoa, Chordata, Actinopteri, Gadiformes, Gadidae.